This is a messenger RNA of Neohortaea acidophila, 2456 nucleotides long. Its product is annotated as ABC1 family-domain-containing protein. Gene Ontology annotation, molecular function: kinase activity. Gene Ontology annotation, cellular component: extrinsic component of mitochondrial inner membrane. Lineage: Eukaryota; Fungi; Ascomycota; Dothideomycetes; Mycosphaerellales; Teratosphaeriaceae. Bases 115 to 2310 code for a protein of 731 amino acids. The record is from RefSeq and is a predicted model, not a curated record. The transcript has a single exon. Gene Ontology annotation, biological process: ubiquinone biosynthetic process.
AUUUCAAUGACGCCAACACCAACCACACGCAAACCCAACCAUGGCCCGCCCCACCAAUCCCCCCCGACUCUAGCAGCACUCGCCUAACCCAUCCCAACGACGAAGUAAACCCGCAUGGCCGGCAAGCGCCUCCUCGAUGCCGCCAAACUGCUCAAUGCCGCCGCGGCCGUGGGCAAGCAGCACGCUGCUCUGCGCCGCCAGCAGUGGGAGCUGUACGGGCAGACGUCGAGUUUGGCGCGCGCGGUGAAGGAGCAGACGGAUCGGGUUACUGUUACUGCGGGUGCGGCUUGGGAGCUUGCGAGGAGACUUAGUGAGGUUGAUUCGCCGCGGCGGGGUGGGUGGAGGGAGGAGGAGGAGGAGGGUCGAGAGGCUCGAGAGUGGAGGGCUGAGAGUCAAGAGGGGGAUGUGAGGGAUGCGGCGUGGAGUGAUGCAAAAGAAGGGGCGAGAGACGCUGCGAAUGAGGAGGGGGAUGUCAAGGCUGCUUUGCGGAAAGAUGAGGCGCAGCGUGUUGAGGAUUAUCUUGCGCAGACGCAAGAGAGUGCUGCAGCUGCGCAGACAACCUCGACUUCCCCAGAGACUCGACCAAAACAGGAAGACAUCCCGGCGGGUGUUAAUUUGGAAGGCUUGUUUCAGAGCUCCAGGGUGUCUAGAAAGGUCGGAAAGACGGGUCCGAACAUCGAUAACCUUUUUGGAGCGAGGAAGAAGAUGCAAGCAAAACCUUUGCCGGAAAUGCUGGCAGCAGAUAGGCGGAGGGAAGAAGAGCGAAGUCGGGUGGCAGGGUCAGCAACGAACGUACAAUCUGCAACAAAACAAGACGAUCGUCCAGCUCCACCCGUUGGAGAAGUAUCUGGGUCACAAUCAGGAGAGGCCGACGCGGAAACACAACGGCUCGUCGAAUCGAUUGCGCAGGAGACAGAAGCGAGCCCGACUUCAUCGAGCGCCGCCAAUCAACCAAGCCCCAUGGAGAAGCCGUACGAAAUGCACGAAUCAAGAGUACCGUCCUCGCGCUUUGGCAGAUUAUGGCAGUACAGCGGGCUAGCCACCAGCAUGGCCUUUGGUGCAGUCGGGGAAGGUUUCCGUCGAUUCGCUGGCGGUUCCAGCGAAGGCAGCCUGAUGCUCAGCGAGGCCAACAUGAACCGUUUAGUCUCCAAAUUGAGUCGCAUGAGAGGCGCGGCACUGAAGCUCGGACAGAUGGUCAGCUUCCAAGACUCCAAAAUGCUGCCGCCGGAGAUCAACGCUGUAUUGCAGCGGGUGCAGGAUAGUGCGGAUUACAUGCCGCCUUCGCAACGCAAUCGAGUAUUAAGCGACAACCUCGGGGACAAGUGGAGGGAUUUGUUCUCGAAGUUUGAGGAGAAGCCGUUUGCUGCUGCUUCGAUUGGACAAGUGCACAAAGCGACGCUGGCGUCGAAUGGGAAGGAUGUUGCGGUGAAAGUGCAGUAUCCAGGUGUGCGAAACAGCAUUGACUCGGAUCUGAACAACUUGUCCAUGCUCCUUACGGCGAGCAGGCUGUUGCCCAAGGGUCUGUUUCUGGACAAGACCAUCGCGAAUGCGCGAGUCGAGCUUGCAUGGGAAUGCGAUUACGAGCGGGAGGCAAAAGCAUGCAUGCACUUCAAGGACCUACUGCGGGAGGAAAAGGACAUCUUCGCAGUGCCGGAAGUCUACAAAGAAGCCUCCGGUCCCGGCGUGUUGACGGCAGAGUUCAUGCGAGGAUCUACAGUGACGAAAAUGAAAGACCUCAGCCAACACGACAGAGACUGGGUGGGCACGCAGAUCCUCCGCCUCUGCCUGCGCGAGCUCAUGGAAUGGCGCUUCAUGCAGACGGACCCCAACUGGACCAACUUCCUCUACAACCGCGACACGCAGAAGCUCGAGCUGCUAGAUUUCGGCGCGAGCCGCGAAUUCCCGGACAAAUUCGUCGAGCCGUACGUCUCUCUCUUAAUCGCCGCCUCAAAAGGCAACAGAGAGCAAUGCCGCGACCUGUCCAUCGAACUGGGCUACCUCACCGGCGACGAAGGGCCCGAAAUGGUGCGCGCGCACGUCGACUCCAUCAUGACGCUCGCGGAGCCUUUCGUCGAGGGCGCGCCGGAAGUGUACGAUUUCAAGGACCAGAGUAUUACCGAGCGCGUGCGGGCGAAUAUUGGGCUUAUGUUGCGGGAGCGGUUGGCGCCGCCGCCUGAGGAGACGUAUAGUCUGCAUCGCAAGUUGAGCGGGGCUUUUUUGCUGUGUGCUAGGUUGGAGAGUCGUGUGCGGGCGCGGGAGAUGUUUGCUACGGCGGUGGAGGCGUGGAACGGGAGGGAUGUGAAGAUUUGAGAGAAUACCUGUUGUGUUGUAGUAUGAGGAUGAGUGAAUAGACAUGAUGGCAAUGCAUACGUAGCGUUUGGGAGGAUUGCAAUCCUCGUACUGACUUAGAAAACGUAUACAGAAUAAACAGAUGAAGGCAUUGCAAUCUCUCCGAG